AUGUGCCCGUCCCCAUGUGCCCGUCCCCACGUGCCCGUCCCAAUGCGCCCGUCCUCAUGUGCCCGUCCCAAUGCGCCCGUCCCCAUGUGCCCAUCCCCACGUGCCCGUCCCCAUGUGCCCAUCCCCAUGUGCCCGUCCCAAUGCGCCCGUCCCCAUGUGCCCGUCCCAAUGCGCCCGUCCUCAUGUGCCCGUCCCAAUGCGCCCGUCCCCAUGUGCCCGUCCCAAUGCGCCCGCCCCAUGUGCCCGUUCCAUAUGUGCCCGUUCCAUGUGCCCAUCCCCAUGUGCCCGUCCCCACGUGCCCGUCCCAUGCGCCCGUCCCCAUGUGCCCAGCCCCAUGUGCCCGACCCCACGUGCCCGUCCCAUAUUCCCGUCCCCAUGUUCCCAUCCCCCAUGCAUGUGCCCGUCCCCAUGUGCUCGUCCCAAUGCGCCCGUCCCAAUGCGCACGCCCCAUGCGCCCAUCCCAUGCGCCCGUCCCCAAGCGCACGUCCCAUGCAUGUGCUUGUCCCCAUGUGCCCGUCCCAAUAA
Hyalella azteca is the source of this 525-nucleotide messenger RNA. Its product is annotated as small proline-rich protein 2H-like. NCBI's taxonomy places the organism in Eukaryota, Metazoa, Arthropoda, Malacostraca, Amphipoda, Hyalellidae. The coding region runs from base 1 to 525 and encodes 174 amino acids. The transcript has a single exon. The record is from RefSeq and is a predicted model, not a curated record.